AUGCUAUGCCUGUGUGCAGGCAUCGUCACUCCUCCUCCUCCUCCUGCUGCGAAGCCUACCAAUACAAAUACUGGUUCCAAGCUCUCUCUGCCUUGUUCUUCAGAUAAGGCUUCAUCAGUCCGGCUUCAAUCUUUCAAGUGCAAAGCUCUCGGCGAAAGCUCUCAGCCUCAGACCUCCUUGGCUGAAACUGUUUAUCAAGGAAUCUACGGUCCUUGGACCGUUGACUCCACCGACGUUCGAGAGGUGAUUUUGUACAGGUCGGGACUCGUGACAGCUGCUGCAUCAUUUGUGGUUGCUGCCUCUGCUGCCUUCUUGCCUGAUAGCUUUUUCUUGACUGGAAUUGUGAAGCACAAUCUUGAUUUUGUCUAUGCAAUUGGAGCUGGUGGGUUGGGUUUGUCUUUGUUUCUGAUUCACAUCUAUGUGACUGAAAUUAAGCGCACUCUGCAAGCAUUUUGGGGGCUUGGUGUUGUUGGGUCUGUAGCUGCAUAUGCAAGCUUGGCUCUUCCAGCUGGAGAGGGCUUAGUUCAGUAUGUUGUUGAUAACCCAAUAGCUGUCUGGUUUGUUGGCCCCCUCUUCGUAUCACUCACAGGACUAGUUUUCAAGGAAGGUCUCUGCUAUGGGAAAUUGGAAGCUGGAAUUCUCACAUUCAUUAUACCUAUCACCCUUCUUGGGCACCUGAGUGGCUUGAUGGAUGAUGGAACAAAACUUUCUUUGCUGGGAUUAUGGAUGGCUCUGUUUGUGAUAUUUUCUGGAAGAAAGUUCACUCAACCAAUUAAGGAUGACAUUGGUGACAAGUCUGUCUUCACGUUCAAUUCUCUGCCUGAAGAUGAGAAGCAAGCCUUGAUUGAGAAGCUUGAGCAAGAGAAGUUCAGUCAGAAUUUCGAUUAG
Messenger RNA from Prunus armeniaca (apricot), 888 nucleotides. The record is from the annotation of a GenBank genome assembly. NCBI's taxonomy places the organism in Eukaryota, Viridiplantae, Streptophyta, Magnoliopsida, Rosales, Rosaceae.